Messenger RNA from Suillus fuscotomentosus, 1338 nucleotides. RefSeq lists its product as uncharacterized. The transcript has 4 exons. NCBI's taxonomy places the organism in Eukaryota, Fungi, Basidiomycota, Agaricomycetes, Boletales, Suillaceae. The record is from RefSeq and is a predicted model, not a curated record. The coding region runs from base 1 to 1338 and encodes 445 amino acids.
AUGCAUACAUUUCCUGAGAAGGUUGAUAUCAUUAAGGAAUGGCAACACGAGAUGAGCUACAUGAUGCAACAGCGUGGCGUAUGCGCUGUUUGUGCUCAUAAUGUUUGCAUUAAACAGCUGAAAAGUCCAUCUGGGCAUUGGGUGCCUGAGGAAAGCUCUCAGUGGUAUAAUCAAGGAAAUGUUGCUAUCAGACCCCAGGACUCUGUUGAGCUGCGGAAUAUGCUUCCACCUAGUGAGGAUGAAUUGCACGAUGCAACAUGCAUGAUCUCUGCUGGUCAUCAGGAGAAACCUUUGCGCGCAACUGUCAAACAGAUGCGUCUGGUUUUAGUGACCAAAUCUGUAGUUAAGACACUGAUUGAAUUUCUAGUCGAAUACAAUCCUUGGUAUCAGCAAUGUGGUGUUUUGUAUAGCCAAGAGAAUAUGGAUGCUCUUUUUGAAGAUAUUGAUGGCAAUGUGGACACAGGCAUUCCCAAAGCUUUGCAAAUAUGUCAUUUAUCAAAAGAUGACUCCAUUGAUCAAUUCCUUCCUUUGGAAUCACAUGAUCUGAGUAUUUCAGACAGCAUAGAUCCUGGCAAUAUUACCAUGGAAGCAAUAGGUUUUACCAAGGGUGACCAUUCAGCAACAAGUCGAGAGAAAAUGAAACUUCAUGCGUUGGCGCAUAAAAAAGAGGUCAGCACAAACACCAAUUUUAGAAUCAGGGCAUCUUUGCAGCACACUCUGGCUGAGGAAUUAAGAGAUGUGGGACCUUCCCUUAUGAGUUUGGCAGAGAAGUGGAUGUGUUCUGUCAAUGCAAAGCCGUCUAUGACUCAGGAAAAGAAAGCUGCAAAACUUUUACAUCGUUUACAUGCAUCAGCAAGUACUCCGGCAUUGUUUGUCACUGUCAACCCACAUGAUCUUACAAGCGGCAUGAUUCCCAUCCUUUUGGAAAUGGGGCUUGAGGAAUGGUAUUUGAUGACAUCAAUUGAGAGGGCGAAGAUAGUUGCAGGUCGUCCCAAUGCUGUGGCAAUUGCUUUCGAUCUCCAAAUUCAAGUGUUUAUUGACAUCAUAUUGCAAUAUAAACAUGGCCCAGGCAUUUUCAGACAUUGCCAAACAUAUUAUGGCAUGGUAGAGGCUCAGGGAAGAGACACUUUUCAUUUUCUUAUUUGGAUCAAAGGUAAUCCGAGUCCCCAGGCCUUGUGUGAUCGUAUGGCAGCUGAAGAAGGAUUCUCAGUGAAAAUGUUUGAUUGGUUGGAGAGCAUCAUAAGUUGUGAGCUACCACAUGACACUGGACCGAUACCAGAGGUAUCUCCGGACCAGGCUCGCAAGCCUGAAUGGGAUAAUGGAGAGAUGGAUCCCUGA